Lactuca saligna is the source of this 384-nucleotide messenger RNA. The record is from the annotation of a GenBank genome assembly. NCBI's taxonomy places the organism in Eukaryota, Viridiplantae, Streptophyta, Magnoliopsida, Asterales, Asteraceae.
AUGCACCGCACACCUUCAUUUGGAAGAUCAAGCUUCCAACCAACCAUGGCAUCUGGAAAUGCAACUUUUCCUAUUCGGGCAUCAAAUGCAUUUCAUGUAACAAGUGGCUUCCCUAUUGAUACAUAUGGGACCCAUGGAUUUCCUGAAAGAAAUAAAAAGGUUUCAGUGCCAAAUUGGCUUAGAGAGGAAAUAAUUAAUAAGAAAGCAGUAAUUAGAACUUCAGCCACAGAGAUUUCCAGGCAGGAUACCCAAUCUAAUGAACUUGAAGUUAUGGAGGGAUCUCUUGGGAAAGGAGAUCAAGUGGAUGGAAAAAACAUUUCUACAGAAGAAGAGGAUGAUGAUGAGGUUCUAUUAUGCAAAUCCAUGAUAAUUUUGAUUCAUUGA